Molecule: messenger RNA, 2119 nt
Organism: Mycena citricolor
Lineage: Eukaryota; Fungi; Basidiomycota; Agaricomycetes; Agaricales; Mycenaceae
Source: the annotation of a GenBank genome assembly
AUCUCUUUCUCGUUCAACAAUUUGUGUGGUCUGUCCUUACGGAUCAGUCUCUUUCGUUCUUAUAGCGCACUCGAUCGAAAUAGUUCACGUUACUGUCGAGUUUGGGGAACUCAACACGAUCUUGCAUUACUCACGACGCGCCGUGCCAUGUCUGGACGUGCUCCUUUUACAGAGAAAGAAGACUCCCUGCUUAUGAAAUACAUUGCGACCUACAGCCCAAGUCUCGCUGGGCGCUGUGGAAACAAACUGUUCCAAACGCUGGUAGAAAACAAAGACCAUAAAUGGGGAUGGAGCAAGUGUCAUCCUUGGCAAGGAUGGCGACACCGCUACAUUAGCAAACAGAAAUCAUUCGACACGCGAAUCCGAAAGUACCAGGACAAGAAAGGACUACCAACCGAGAGCCCAACGUACGGAGCGACCCGAUUGAGUUAUUUGAAGAUGCCCUCUGCUAAAGGGAGUCCCUCCCGCAAGAAGAGGAGACAUUCCGAUGAAGAGACGGACAAUAACGAAAUCGAUAAUGGACAAAGGCCAUCCUCUUCGGUGGCGCCUGCUCGUAAGCGAACGCGCAUUGUUCCCGACAUUAGCACCUUAGAGGAGCCUGUUGACUCUCUGGACGAUUCUCAAGAAGAUGCUCUAGCUACAAUCAGACAACCAGGGAAGCAAGCCAAGGAUGCAUGUAACAACGAUGAUUCCCUUGACGGAGAAGAUCCUUUCAGGUCUCUCCCACCGCGAACAGAACACCAGGGCUCAUCUCUGCCGCCUCCAGCACGAACAAUACCUAAACCUCGUCCGCCACCGAAAGUGAUGAGCAACGGUUUCAGCGCGACGUUUGAGGGCGUUGAGAGGUUCAUUGCUGACGGAUCCAGAAACCAACUUGCAGAGAUAUCAUGGCCACCAAUCCGGCAUCGAACCAAAACUUUUAGCGCAGUGGACCAGACUACAAAGUUUGACUUCGACGAUACGCCUACCGUCCCGAGGAUACGGUCCUCCCGUCCUCAAGCAAAGGCAAUCCCAUCCUCGUCUCGGUUGCAGCUGAUGUCCAGUACCCUUGACUGGGGGUCCCCGGCGCGUUCCGCACCGGGAUUCGGUGACCGUCGCUCACUUGCCCCAAGCCCCAACACACAGGAUGAACAGUUAUCCUCUCCACCCGAAUCAAUGCUGACAUCCGAUGCGAAAAUUAAAGCUCGUUCGGAGCAUCAUGGCCUGCGAUUGGUGUCGCGCGAUGACGUUCGCCGUCAUAGCUUGCCAACUCCACGUCCUCCACAAAUCGAUUUGGAAUUGGCCGUUCCGAACCGAAAGAAACUGGAAUCGUUACCAGCACGCAGCAGGAGCCCCCGUUUCAUUCCAGCAGUGGCAAGACACUCUUCCCUUUCACGGUCCUUGUUUGCCUCUCCUGCCAAACCGACCACGGCCAGAACCCCAGAUGGACCCACCGUCCACGACAGCCACGACGAGCCGCUGAUGCUUGACAUCGCGCGACAAACACUGGGCAAGAUGGCUGCCAACCAUGGCUUCAGUCUUGACGUCGUUCGGAACGUGUUUGCACGCUCGCGCGAUCUAGCGAAGACGGAUACGGUUCUAUUGAGAAUGAGAAGAAAAGCGGAAGAGGUCGGAGAGGCCCAGUUUGGGAACAGCGAGGAUGACCUCAGGCUGUGGUCCGAAGAACGUCAGUCGAGGAAGAGCGUAGCCAGGUCCCCGUGGAGAACUGGUGCUCCCGAGGAAGAGUUUCAUGCGAGACCGUUCGAGCUGAACGCACACCCAUUGGCCGAAACAGAGUACACACCUCCGCACGGAACGCGUGCUGCAGCGCUGAUACGUUUAGCGCGGAAAGGACGUCUGAACGAAGGUGUCAAACGCGAACAGCGGCGAGUCAGCGCGGGGAAAACUGAUCGCUCUCCGCGUUCUGGAUCUCAUUUCGCUCAGGCUGCGUUGCCAUUCCACGAGCUGGCGUCUGCUGAUGCGAAUAUCUUGACCAAGAUGGAACGAGAGGAUCUGCGAUUGAGUAUGUCGACGACGGCAGACGUAGCACGGUAUAUGAGAUCCGGAAUUGAGCCCAGCAUCGAUUAGCAUGUCUUUUUGGCCCUACUUAUGAUUGAUUAUCUGAACCGUGCACUGCCGC